AUGAACUUUCUAGGCGAUUGGUCUCUACCCACACAAAAUCGACCAUUUGAAUAUGAUUUUUGUGUAAAAUCUAAUUAUUUAUUUCAUAAUAUUAGUAUUAUUAAGUUUACUAAACAUCAUCGGUCAUCUUCUUAUUAUUGUCAAAAAUCUUUUAAAUAUAUAUCCAAUUCUCACGUAAAUGAUGGUUAUAAAGAUUGUUUAUUUGGAGAAGACGAAAAAGAAGAAUAUUGUAUACAAAAUAAACAUCGAUUUUCAUGUUUAAAUAUUUCUAAUGAGCAAAAAACAUGUUUAUUACCAUCAAAAGUAGGUAAUUUAGAUAACGAUUAUAAAAUGAAUAAUCGUGAUGAAUAUAUAAGUGAAAUGAAUUUUCUAUUAACAAAUCGUUUGUGUGCGAGUGGAACAUCAUACAAUUGUCAAAUGCUAAAAUAUUAUAUAAUACAAUCGUCUUACUCAUCGUCAUUCAAUACUACAUCGAUAAUUACUGAUGAUCAUGGUACAAAACCAGAAAUAGAAUCGUCAAAUUCUCAUAAAAUAUUAUUUCAUCAGUACUGCGAUACAAUUUGGAAUUUAGAUUAG
Messenger RNA from Didymodactylos carnosus, 576 nucleotides. NCBI's taxonomy places the organism in Eukaryota, Metazoa, Rotifera, Eurotatoria, Philodinida, Philodinidae. The record is from the annotation of a GenBank genome assembly.